Molecule: messenger RNA, 1670 nt
Organism: Phascolarctos cinereus (koala)
Lineage: Eukaryota; Metazoa; Chordata; Mammalia; Diprotodontia; Phascolarctidae
Gene: APH1B
Product: aph-1B gamma-secretase subunit
Biological process (GO): protein processing; positive regulation of catalytic activity
Cellular component (GO): membrane
Source: RefSeq, a predicted model, not a curated record
GCGCACUGCAGCCGGCAGUCUCUGGAAGCCCCGCUGCCUCUCCGGAGGUGGGGGUGAGGGGGGUGCGGUUGGCCGCCCGCUCACCUGGGCCCUGCCGGACACCGCCCCCUCCUCCGCCCCCGCCCCCGUCCCGCGCCGGCAGAGUACUGGGCAGCUCGGCGCGGCGCAGCCUGGACCGCCUCGAGCCGCCGCGCGCCGCUACGGCCUCCGCCUCCGCCUCCGUCCCCGCCUCCGUCCCCGCCGCCCCGGGCCGCCAUGACGGCCGCCGUGUUCUUCGGCUGCACCUUCAUCGCCUUCGGGCCGGCCCUCGCUCUCUACGUCUUCACCAUCGCGUCUGACCCGCUGCGUAUCAUCUUCCUCAUCGCCGGAGCAUUCUUCUGGUUGGUGUCUCUGCUGCUGUCCUCCCUCAUUUGGUUCGUUGCAGUAACCCUUAGUAGCACCAAAGAUGAAUCAGUGCAGAAAGGUUUGCUUAUCUUUGGAGUAUUGUGUUCAGUCAUAAUCCAGGAGGUCUUCCGGUUUGCAUAUUAUAGACUUUUAAAAAAAGCAAAUAAGGGUUUGAUGACUAUAAGUCAAGAGGAGACAUCACCCAUUUCUAUAAGACAGCUGGCCUAUGUGUCUGGCUUAGGUUUUGGAAUCAUGAGUGGAGUAUUUUCCCUUGUUAAUAUCCUGUCUGAUUCCUUGGGACCAGGAAUAGUGGGCAUACAUGGAGAUCCUCCUCAGUUCUUCCUUGCAUCAGCUUUCAUGACUCUAGUUAUGGUUUUGCUGCAUGUCUUCUGGGGAGUUGUGUUUUUCGAUGCAUGUGAGACUAAAAACUGGUGGGCACUAAUCGUGGUCAUCGUGAGUCAUCUGCUGGUGUCAGGUCUGACCUUCCUGAAUCCCUAUUAUAAAGCAAGUUUAGUAGCAUCAUAUGUUAUUAUGCUGCUCAUGGGUAUCUGGGCAUUCUUCACUGCUGGUGGCUCUUGUAGAAAUUUGAAACGAUGCCUGUUGUGCCGAGACAAGGACUUCCUUCUUUCCAACCAGCGUGCCAGAUAACAUCUGAGAAUUGGGACCUCCCUGAACAGCUUUCUGUGUUUUUAGAGGAAGCACAACUGUGCCUUUUUCUAAAAUUUUAUUUUUGGUUGAAUUUAGAAGGAAAAAAAUACUAGUUACGUGACUCUCAUCUAAUAAGGCUUCUAUCCAGCAGCUGUCUGAAAUGCAUACAUGAAUGAUAACUCCCUGGGGCAAGUGCAAGAAUAUAUGAAAGGAAUGUGUAGCUGUGUCUUUCUACAUUCAGUGUGGUUAAAUUAAUACAUCAAGGACAUAGUGCUUGCUGAACCUACAUCUUUAAGUAAUGGAUCAAGUCAAAGGGCCAUAAUUUCUGUGAUCCUUUUUGUGUAUGUUAUCAAAGCACAUCCCUUUUAGGGUUAGAUUAAUUAAAGUAGUUAGGGGCUUAUGAGACAGAUAGGCUCUGACUCUAAAUACUCUUUACUCAAAAUCAGGUAUUUAUUAAUAGCUGUAUUUUUGAAGAUUUUUUUUUACCAUCCAGAAUUGACUUUGGGUAUUUAAAAAUUAUUUUUGAAGUGUAGGGAAGUAACCUAUAUUUGUAAUUAGAACACCAAUCCUUUUUUUUUAAUUUCAUAAUUUACUUUCCCCAAUUACAUGUAAAAAUUUUUAACAUUUGUUUUUUAAAA